Molecule: messenger RNA, 837 nt
Organism: Fraxinus pennsylvanica
Lineage: Eukaryota; Viridiplantae; Streptophyta; Magnoliopsida; Lamiales; Oleaceae
Source: the annotation of a GenBank genome assembly
AUGGAGUUCUUAACACUUGUUCUUGUAGUAUUAUCUUUUCUAGUUUGGCAUGUCUUGAAAUCAAAUCUGAGGCGCCGGACAACCAGCAAGUUACCACCAGGGCCUUACCCUUUUCCAAUUGUCGGCAACAUUCUUCAACUUGGAAUUGCCAAACAAGUACUACAAGAGCAUGAUCAAGUCUUUUCUUCUCGAGCAAUUCCAGCAGCAGCAGCAGCAUAUGAUCAUUACAAGAAGUCUAUGGCCUGGUUGCCGGUGGCUAGCCAGUGGCGAAAUCUUCGUAAACUUUGUAAAGAACAAAUGUUUUCGUUGAAUAGACUUGAUGCAAGCAAGGGUCUUCGUCAAGAAAAAAUAAAGAAAUUGUACGACUAUGUGAAUGAUUGUUGCAUUAGUGAUCAGGUAGUCGAUAUUGGUGAUGCUUCGUUUACCACAUCUCUUAAUCUCAUCUCAGCCACUCUUUUCUCAACUGAUUUUGCUCAAUUUAAUUCCGAUUCUUCUCAAGAAACAAAAGAAAUUAUACGGGGUUUGUUUGAAAAUGCAGCAAUUCCUAAUCUUGCAGACUUCUUCCCGGUUCUUAAAUUCAUUGAUCCACAGGGUAUUCUAAGCAAAUCCAAGAAUUACAUUAGCAAAGUAUUUGAGAUAUUUGAUGAUUUGAUCGAUCAACGGUUGAAAUCAAGAAGUGUGUCGUCGGAUCAUCUAGUGAGAAAUGAUUUACUAGAAACCAUCUUGAAUCACAGCCAAGCAAGCGAAUCUGAAUUAACCUUGGAUGUUCUAAAGCAUUUACUUCUGGUGGGUACAAGUUUUACAGCACUUAUAUUUCCAUACUGCACAAAUUUCUGA